Messenger RNA from Saccostrea cuccullata (small rock oyster), 1140 nucleotides. RefSeq lists its product as uncharacterized. Bases 1 to 1140 code for a protein of 379 amino acids. Lineage: Eukaryota; Metazoa; Mollusca; Bivalvia; Ostreida; Ostreidae. The record is from RefSeq and is a predicted model, not a curated record. The transcript has 2 exons.
AUGACAACAACAAACGAAGAUACGUUAACGACAACAACUUCUCAAUCAACAACCUUAACAACAGACCCAGGAAUUACUUCAACUAUUACUAGAAAUCCGACAUCUACAAUGGAAGAAACCACAACAAAUAAAGAAACGACAACUUCCUUUUUAACCUUAACAACAAAUUUACUAAAUACAUCACAAUUCACGACAAAACUAACAACUACAACAAAUCAAGAUAUAACUUCCACUCAGUCCACAACCUUAACUUCAGAACUAACAUUACAAUCAACUACUAACCCCACGCCAACAACGAACCAAGAUACAACCAUUUAUUUUCAAUCCUCAAUCUUAACAGACGCAACAACUUCCUCUCAGUCAACAAGCUUGACAACAACUUCACAAAUAACAUCAACAUCCACUACAAACCGAACAACAACGAAACAAGAAACAGCUCCCUAUCAAUCUUCAAAUGUAACAGCAACAACAACUUCAGAAACAACAUCAUCGCCCACGAUAAAUCCGGUGCAAACAACUUACGAAGAAACAACAACUUCCUCUAAAUCUUCUUACUUUACAACAACAAAGUCACCUAGAACAUCAACAUUGACUACAUCGAACCAAGAUACAACUUACUCUCAAUCCGGAACCUUUACUCCACAUGCAACACCGUCAACCACAACAAACCCAAUAACAACAAUCAAACAAUCAACCGAAAUCGAAUCAACUACAAGUUCAGUAAAAACCACUGAAGGAUCAAGAGAAGCACACAGGGAAAUAUCCACGGAACAAAUUGACAAGUCCACUCCAAUUGGACCUAACGACUCCGCAGAAUCAACACAGUCCAAAGUCAAAAAUACUCAUUUGAUUUUAGGGGCAUCUGCUUCAUUACUGGGACUUGUAGCAGUAAUGAUAAUCAUAGGACUGAUAUCUAGAGGAUGCAAGAAAUCGAAGAAUAAACACUCAGAAAUCCAGCAGAAUGAUGUUAGACAGUUCAGGGACUGGAGAGAUCAUAUUCUAUUUGGAAAACCUGUGUAUAAUGCGGAUUCUUUCUCAGACCUCAGUCACAAGUUGUACAUACCACGUGCAACUCUACGAAAUUUCAAUUCCAGGGAGAAAUAUCUAAAUAUCAACGGGCAAGGAUAUCACAGAUAUUGA